CGGGUUAUACGCAAAAGAUCCUAAAUAUCCGAAUUCUAUCAAAUUUUAGUCAAAAUUCAUCAUAUUUAUCAGAAAAUUUCAAAAUAACUAAAACUAAACUAUUAAGAAUUGAUAAUAAACAUUUUUUAAACUCUAAAUUCGACAUUUAAAAUUUCAUAUUACUUGAAAUAUUAUAAAAAUAAUAAAAGAUUGUUAAUAAAAAAUAUUUCAACUAAAUCAUAAACUAAAAUAUAGAAAAUAGAACACAUGAAAUCAUAGUUUAGAAAUUCUUGUUUUUAACUUGGGUAUGAAUCGGUUCUUAUCGGAUUGGUUCUAUUCGGAUCGGUUUUUUUUCGGGUUUAGAUCUAUUCGAGUCGGUUCUUCUGGGUUCUAGUUCUUUCAUAUAGAGAAAUUUGAACCCAACUAGAAACUUAUAAAUUUUUGGGUUCUUCUAGGUUCGAAUCGGGAUAAAGUGCCCAUGCCUAAAAUUGAAGUUAUGGCUGUACAGCUAAACACGGUUUCAAAAUUCUAAUAAAAUUUAGUAAGAGUCAUGGAUAGGACCCCGACUCCAAAGAUCUAAUCUAUUAAUUUAGGAUCCUAUUCUUAUCUAUUAACAAGUCAUAGUAAGACCACUUAACCAAUUAGUUAAUAUGACAUAUUUGAUUAUUUACAUUAAUAAUAGAGACAAUUAGAUGAAUAUACCCAACUCACCAAGAAAUUAAGAAACUACCCUAAAGCAAGAAAAACUCAUGCCCACUGUAGAUAUUUUUGUCAUUUUUCCCAUUUUACCCCUGCCCUAAAUUUUUAUAUGUUUCUCUUUCUUGCCCUAAAUUUUAGUUAUAUAUGAUACAAUAAUUGUUAACCGCUUGGAUAAUAUUAGUUGAAUAGAUAAUGAUUAAUUUAGCACGUUAACAUAAUUUGUAACUUCUAACAGAAUAAUAUAUUAGUUAACGAUUGCUACUUUAACCAUUUUACCAAUGUAAAAAGCGAUAACAUUUUUUUUAACAAUUAACCAAACAUGUAUCAGCAAAUCAUAAUAUGUUAUAUAUAAUAUGAAUACAAAGUUUCAACAUAAACUGUUAUGUGACUUGUUUUAACCUACUAACUUAUUUCUUAGCAUCUAACAAACUAUUUAUCAGCCAACUCAAACUAUUUUUUAGAAAAAAUUACAAACCGUUUUAAAAGGCCGUUAACAUGUUUUAUAACAGCUAAGUAGACAUUUUAUCAGCUAAUGAUAAUAUAUUUUGUGAAAAAAUCGGCAUCCACCGGUUUAGUAACAACUAACCAAACAUGCAUAUGCUCACAAUAUGUGAUUUGUAGCAUGUAAUCAAACAAUUAUCCGUUAACUUAAUAAAUAUCGACUACAAGCACAAAUAACUUAAAUGUUAGAUUCAGGUUUCAUCAAUGUCGGGAAAUCUCUAUAUUUCUUGAUUAUAUAAACCAUCAAUACAACCAUGAGCUUUUACCAGCGAAUGAAUUGAAGAGAUCUCACAUGUAUAUUAAACAAAAUUUCUUAUACAUUCAUAUCACGGUCGGAUUGAGUAAAAGAAUAGAGAUGAUAGAUAGAAAAACUCAUGUGAGGAUAGUACUCAUUAGAUUCAUACUCUGUACUAAUUGAAAUAUAUGUACCAGUUGUUGAUUCACAUCGUUGGAAAUAGAAAAGAUAAGGAAAAAAAUAUUUAGAUUAAUAGGAAAAAGUUGUGUUUGGUGAUUUUAAGAAAAUACAAGAGAGAGAAGUAAGAAGAUUGUUAUGGACAUAAGAUAAUAAGAAGACACAAGAUAGAGAAUGGUUCAGAUAGUUGGGGUAGGGGUAAUUCUGUAUUAUGAAAAUAUCAACAGUAUCAAAAUUAGUCCUAGCAUAUUUUGCAAAUAUUGGUUUUUUUGUGUAUAUGGAGCCUAAUUUCUCUUAAUAAUAAGCCAACUAUAAAUAUGAAUUUUAUUUUUUUAAUUAUAACAAAAUCUGUUCUUACUAAAAAUUUAAAAAUAACACAUUAAUUAAUUUCGUAACUAGUAGUAUAAUAUUAUUAUUAUAAAUCAAUGUUAACUAAAAUUUUAUUCUAAAACAAGAUAUACAAAGUCUAUACUGUUUUUUAUAAAUUUUAUAAUUAUAUUAUGUAUUAUAUAAAAUUAACACAAGCAAAAUCCCCAAUAUCAUAAUCAAAGGCCCAAUAACCGAUGAUGUUUGAAUAACCGCCUAAGCACACCGCCUCUGAGUUUUGUAUAUAAUAACUACUACUUGUUUCCCUUGAAAAAGAAAAAAAAAAGCGACUCGAUCAAAAAUAGUUUUUGUCAAUUAAUCGAUUAGCUUCACUAAGUUCUUGGCGAUCGAUCUAGGGUUUACACCUCCGCGACUCUGUUCAGCGUUUGGAUUUGAAAACCCUAGCCAUGUGGAGCAACAACGAUGCUAUGCCCUUAGCCCCUCCUGGCACCGGUGGCUCCACAAUGCCGCCACCUUGUAAUCCGACUCCUACUCUCGAAGAGAAGUCUCGUAGAUGGACGCAGCUAAACUCGAAACGCUACGGAGAUAACAAGAGGAGGUUCGGACACGUGGAGACUCAAAAGGAGGACAUGCCCCCUGAGCACGUCAGGAAGAUCAUCAAGGACCACGGCGACAUGUCAUCGAAGAAAUUCACUCACGACAAACGCGUAUACCUAGGAGCACUCAAGUUCGUCCCUCACGCCGUCUUCAAGCUUCUUGAGAACAUGCCGAUGCCCUGGGAGCAGGUCCGUGACGUGAAGGUUCUGUACCACGUCACCGGAGCCAUCACGUUCGUGAACGAGAUCCCGUUGGUCGUGGAGCCUAUCUACAUGGCUCAGUGGGGCACUAUGUGGAUCAUGAUGCGGAGGGAGAAGAGGGACCGUCGCCACUUUAAAAGAAUGAGGUUUCCUCCGUUUGAUGACGAGGAGCCUCCUCUUGACUACGCGGAUAACUUGCUUGACGUGGAGCCUCUCGAGGCGAUUCAGAUGGAGCUUGACGAGGAGGAGGAUUCAGCUGUGUACACUUGGUUUUACGACCAUAAGCCGUUGGUGAAGACCAAACUCAUUAACGGUCCUAGCUACAAGAGGUGGAAUCUCUCGCUUCCGAUCAUGGCGACCCUUCACAGGCUUGCGGGACAGCUGCUGUCUGAUAAUUUAAUCGAUCGGAACUACUUCUACUUGUUUGACAAGGAAUCUUUCUUCACAGCGAAGGCUUUGAACAUGUGCAUACCCGGCGGUCCUAAGUUUGAGCCUUUGUACCGAGACAUGGAGAGAGGGGAUGAGGAUUGGAACGAGUUUAAUGACAUCACCAAGCUUAUCAUUCGCUCUCCUUUGAGAACUGAAUACAGAAUAGCUUUUCCUCAUUUGUAUAAUAAUAGGCCGAGGAAGGUGAAACUAGGCGUGUAUCACAGCCCUAUGGUUAUGUACGUAAAGACCGAGGAUCCUGAUCUUCCUGCUUUUUAUUACGAUCCGUUGAUUCACCCAAUAAGCAGCAAUACUAAUAAAGAAAGGCGGAAAAGGAAGUUUUAUGAUGAUGAUGGUGAUGAUGAGGAUGAAGAUGAAGAUGAUGAUUUUACCUUACCUGAAGGAGUAGAGCCUUUGCUAAAAGACACAAAGCUCUAUACCGACACUACAUCUGCUGGAAUCUCUUUGUUGUUUGCGCCACGGCCUUUCAAUAUGAGGUCUGGGAGGACGCGGCGGUCCGAAGAUAUCCCACUGGUGUCAGAGUGGUUCAAGGAGCACUGUCCUCAGUCUUAUCCUGUUAAAGUUCGUGUCAGUUACCAAAAGCUUUUGAAAUGCUACGUGCUGAACGGUCUGCACAGUAGACCACCUAAGUCUCAUAAGAAGAAGCAUUUAUUCCGCUCCCUCGCGGCGACAAAGUUUUUCCAAAGCACCGAACUGGACUGGGUUGAAGCGGGUCUGCAAGUCUGCCGGCAAGGGCAUAACAUGCUGAAUCUGCUGAUUCACCGCAAGGGUUUGAACUAUUUGCAUCUCGACUACAACUUCAACCUGAAGCCUGUGAAGACUUUAACCACCAAAGAGAGGAAGAAGUCGCGUUUCGGGAACGCUUUCCAUCUCUGCCGAGAGAUCCUCCGCCUGACGAAACUUGUGGUCGAUGCAAACGUCCAGUUCCGCCUCGGUAACGUAGACGCCUUCCAGCUGGCUGACGGGCUUCAGUAUAUAUUCUCCCACGUCGGCCAGCUGACGGGUAUGUACCGGUACAAGUACAGACUCAUGAGGCAGAUCAGGAUGUGCAAGGACUUAAAGCACUUGAUAUACUACCGUUUCAACACCGGUCCAGUCGGUAAAGGACCAGGGUGUGGGUUCUGGGCUCCCAUGUGGAGGGUUUGGUUGUUUUUCCUACGAGGAAUAGUUCCUCUUCUCGAACGAUGGCUAGGGAACCUUCUCGGCCGUCAGUUCGAGGGGCGUCACUCGAAAGGAGUUGCGAAAACGGUCACGAAGCAGAGAGUCGAAAGCCAUUUCGAUCUGGAGCUUCGAGCUGCCGUCAUGCAUGACGUUCUCGAUGCAAUGCCUGAAGGUAUCAGGAAAAACAAAGCGAAGACGAUAUUACAGCAUCUUAGCGAGGCGUGGCGGUGCUGGAAAGCUAAUAUCGCUUGGAAGGUCCCCGGGUUGCCCGUACCGGUCGAGAAUAUGAUUCUUCGUUAUGUUAAGUCUAAGGCUGAUUGGUGGACUAACGUUGCUCACUACAACCGUGAGCGUAUCAGAAGAGGAGCUACAGUUGAUAAGACUGUUUGUAAGAAGAAUCUAGGAAGGUUGACUCGUCUUUGGCUAAAGGCGGAGCAGGAGCGGCAGCACAAUUACUUGAAAGAUGGUCCGUACGUUACUUCGGAGGAAGCAGUGUCGAUUCACAGAACGACUUUUCAUUGGCUGGAAUCGAGGAUGUUCUCUCCGAUUCCGUUCCCUCCACUGUCGUACAAGCACGACACGAAGAUUCUCAUCCUGGCCCUCGAGAGGCUGAAGGAAUCAUACGGUGGUGCCGUGAGGUUGAACCAGCAGCAGCGAGAGGAGCUUGGUCUGAUUGAGCAAGCUUACGACAAUCCUCAUGAAGCAUUGUCACGUAUCAAACGUCUUCUCCUCACGCAGCGUAACAUGAAAGAGGUUGGCAUACAGUUUAUGGAUCUGUACAGCUACUUGAUUCCAGUGUACGAGAUAGAUCCUCUAGAGAAGAUUACAGAUGCUUAUCUUGAUCAGUACUUGUGGUACGAAGGUGAUAAGCGCGGUUUGUUCCCGAACUGGAUCAAGCCGGCAGACUCUGAGCCGCCACCGCUUCUGGUUUACAAGUGGUGUCAAGGUGUAAAUAACUUGCAAGGCGUAUGGGACACGAGUGAUGGGCAGUGUGUGGUGAUGCUCCAGACCAAGUUCGAAAAGCUCUUUGAGAAGAUCGAUAUUACUAUGUUGAACAGGCUUCUCCGUUUGAUUCUUGAUCACAAUCUCGCAGAUUACAUGUGCGCCAAGAACAACGUGCUUCUGGCUUACAAGGAUAUGAGUCAUACCAACUCGCACGGUCUGAUCAGGGGACUUCAGUUUGCGUCGUUUGUUGUUCAGUUUUACGGACUGUCUCUUGAUCUCGUGCUUCUCGGUUUGACUCGAGCAACUGAAAUCGCUGGACCGCCGCAGACGCCUAACGAGUUUAUGACGUUUUGGGAUACGAAAGUGGAGACGUGUCAUCCCAUAAGGAUCUAUGCUCGGUACAUAGACAGAGUUCAUAUAAUGUUUAAAUUCACCCACCAAGAGGCACGUGAUCUUAUCCAGAGGUAUCUCACGGAGCAUCCCGAUCCCAACAAUGAGAACAUGGUGGGAUACAACAACAAAAAGUGCUGGCCGAGAGAUGCGAGGAUGAGGCUGAUGAAACACGAUGUUAAUCUCGGUAGAAGCGUGUUCUGGGGCAUAAAGAACCGUCUGCCUCGGAGCAUCACGACUUUGGAGUGGGAGAAUGGGUUUGUCUCUGUCUACAGCAAGGAUAAUCCCAACCUUCUCUUCAGCAUGUGUGGAUUUGAAGUUCGGAUACUUCCCAAAAUCAGGAUGACGCAAAGCAAUACUAAAGAUGGUGUGUGGAAUCUUCAGAAUGAACAGACCAAGGAGAGGACUGCGGCUGCUUUUCUCCGGGUCGACGACGAGCACAUGAAGGCGUUUGAGAAUCGCGUGAGGCAGAUUCUCAUGUCGUCAGGAUCAACAACUUUCACCAAGAUAGUCAACAAGUGGAACACGGCUCUGAUCGGUCUCAUGACUUACUUUCGCGAAGCCACUGUCCACACGCAAGAGCUCUUGGACCUUCUGGUCAAGUGCGAGAACAAAAUCCAGACGAGGAUCAAGAUAGGGCUGAACUCAAAGAUGCCUAGCCGGUUUCCUCCCGUUGUCUUCUACGCUCCAAAGGAGCUUGGCGGUCUUGGAAUGUUGUCAAUGGGUCAUAUCUUGAUCCCACAAAGCGACCUCAAGCACAGCAAGCAAACAGACGUUGGUGUAACCCACUUUAGAAGUGGGAUGAGCCACGAGGAAGAUCAGCUUAUACCAAAUCUGUACCGUUACAUCCAGCCAUGGGAGAGCGAGUUCAUCGAUUCGCAGCGUGUGUGGGCAGAGUAUGCUCUAAAGAGGCAGGAAGCGCAGGUCCAGAACAGGCGUCUUACAUUAGAAGAUCUUGAAGACUCUUGGGAUAGAGGAAUCCCUCGUAUAAACACACUGUUCCAGAAGGAUAGGCACACGCUAGCGUACGAUAAAGGCUGGAGGGUCCGGACCGAGUUUAAGCAGUACCAAGUCCUUAAACAAAACCCAUUCUGGUGGACGCACCAGAGGCACGACGGGAAGCUCUGGAACUUGAACAACUACCGAACCGACGUUAUCCAAGCUCUCGGAGGCGUCGAGGGUAUCCUCGAGCAUACACUCUUCAAGGGAACAUAUUUCCCAACGUGGGAGGGUCUUUUCUGGGAGAAGGCGUCUGGUUUCGAGGAGUCGAUGAAGUACAAGAAGCUGACGAACGCGCAGAGGUCUGGUCUGAACCAGAUUCCGAACAGGAGAUUCACUCUCUGGUGGUCGCCGACGAUUAACCGGGCGAAUGUUUACUUGGGUUUCCAGGUGCAGUUGGACCUGACGGGAGUGUUCAUGCAUGGAAAGAUUCCUACGCUGAAGAUAUCUUUGAUUCAGAUAUUCCGCGCCCAUUUGUGGCAAAAGAUCCACGAGAGUGUAGUCAUGGAUCUUUGCCAAGUGCUGGACCAUGAGCUGGAGGCUUUGGAGAUAGAAACUGUGCAGAAGGAGACGAUUCACCCGAGGAAGAGUUACAAGAUGAACAGCUCUUGCGCUGACGUUCUUCUAUUCGCUUCCGGUAAAUGGCCAAUGUCGAAACCAAGCCUGCUCGCCGAGUCGAAAGACGUGUUCGACCAGAAGGCGAGCAACAAGUACUGGAUCGAUGUGCAGCUUCGAUGGGGAGAUUACGACUCCCACGAUAUCGAGCGUUACACCAGGGCCAAGUUUAUGGACUACACAGCGGAUAGCAUGUCUAUAUAUCCGUCUCCGACCGGGGUGGUGAUUGGGAUUGAUCUGGCGUACAACUUGCAUUCCGCGUUUGGUAAUUGGUUCCCUGGUUCGAAGCCUCUUGUUACUCAAGCGAUGAACAAGAUUAUGAAGGCGAAUCCGGCUCUACACGCGUUGAGGGAUAGGAUAAAGAAAGGCUUGCAGUUGUACUCGUCCGCUCCCACGGAGCCGUACUUGUCGUCUCAAAACUAUGGGGAGAUAUUCAAUAAUCAGAUUAAAUGGUUUGUGGAUGAUACCAAUGUCUACCGUGUCACAAUUCACAAGACGUUCGAGGGGAAUCUAACAACUAAGCCGAUCAACGGUGCGGUUUUUGUUUUCAAUCCGAGAACUGGACAGCUGUUUUUGAAGGUUAUCCAUACAAGUGUUUGGGCUGGUCAGAAGCGUCUCGGACAGUUAGCGAAGUGGAAAACUGCUGAAGAGGUUGCUGCGCUUGUGAGGUCUCUCCCCGUUGAAGAACAGCCGAAGCAGAUCAUUGUUACACGUAAAGGAAUGCUGGAUCCGUUAGAGGUUCACUUGCUGGACUUCCCUAACGUUGUUAUCAAGGGAAGCGAGCUUCAGCUUCCGUUCCAGGCUUGUCUCAAGAUUGAGAUGUUCGGCGAUAUGAUUCUGAAGGCGACGGAGCCGAAGAUGGUUUUGUUCAAUAUCUAUGAUGAUUGGUUGAAGAGUGUUUCUUCUUAUACCUGCUUUUCGAGACUUAUUCUGAUCCUACGUGCACUUCAUGUGAAUAACGAGAAGGCUAAGAUGCUGUUAAGGCCGGACAAGUCUGUUGUCACUGAGCCGCAUCACAUCUGGCCUUCGCUCACUGAUGAACAAUGGAUGAAGGUGGAGGUAGCACUAAGAGAUCUCAUCCUUUCUGACUACGCGAAGAAGAACAAUGUGAGCACAUCGGCUCUAACGCAAUCGGAGAUGAGAGAUAUUAUUCUAGGAGCUGACAUCACUCCACCCUCUCAGCAGAGGCAACAGAUAGCUGAGAUUGAGAAACAAGCCAGCCAGGCUAUUGCAGUCACAACGAAAACGAGAAACGUUCACGGAGACGAGCUCAUCGUCUCCACCGUGACCCCCUACGAGCAAGCUGCGUUUAGUUCCAAGACGGAUUGGCGCGUGCGUGCAAUAUCAGCAACCAACCUCUACCUAAGAGUCAACCACAUCUACGUGAACUCGGACAACAUAAACGAGUCCGGAUACACAUACAUCAUGCCGAAGAACCUCCUGAAGAGGUUCAUAUGCAUAGCGGAUCUCCGCACCCAAAUCGCUGGAUACUUGUACGGUAUCAGCCCCCCGGAUAAUCCUCGAGUGAAGGAGAUUCGUUGCGUUGUGAUGGUGCCGCAGCGGGGAAGCUCCCAGGCUGUUCACCUGCCUUCGUCUCUCCCUGAGAAUGAUUUGUUAAACGGUCUCGAGCCCUUGGGGUGGUUGCACACGCAGCCUAACGAGCUCCCGGAGCUCUCGCCACAGGAUGUUGUCUCUCAUUCUCGGAUUCUGGAGAAGAACAAGAAGCAGUGGGAUGUUGACAAAUGCAUCGUCAUGACGUGUAGUUUUACUCCGGGUUCGUGCUCUUUGACGGCUUAUAAGCUGACUCAAAGUGGAUAUGAAUGGGGACGAGACAACCAGGACGCAGGCGGGAGAAGCGAUCCUCGGGGUUAUGUUCCCACGCAUUAUGAGAAGGUUCAGAUGCUGUUGAGUGACCGUUUCCUCGGGUUUUAUAUGGUUCCUGAAAACGGAUCGUGGAACUAUAAUUUUAUGGGAACGAAGCAUGCGGUGGAUAUGAAGUACAGCGUCAGACUUGGAUACCCAAAGGAGUACUUUGACGUGGAGCAUCGACCUACUCAUUUCUUGGAGUUUAGUAGCAUGGAGGAUGUUGAAAUGGCCGAGGGAGAUCGAGAGGACAUCUUUGGUUGAUAAUAGAUACGCACUCACUUGUGUGCAUGAAGAAAAUGUAUGCUUACUACUAUCUUAAGAGUAUGAUUUAUGCAAUGUUAAGUGCCUUUGCAACUGUUUUGUUUUUCUUCUUUAUUUUGAGAUCUUGAGUUGUGCUUACUGGCUGCUGCUAUUGCUUAGUUUAUAAUUCAAUUUUACAGAGAAAUUCUUAUUACUGAGACAUCACUUUGUUGUUUUUUUCGUAUUAGAUAUUUGUAGUAGUUUGGAUGUAAAUGUACUAGAAGAUAUUUGUCUGAGAAUUGAGAAGCUUGUGCCCCAAGUUAUAUGCUGGUUUUGCUUUUAUUUAAUGUCCGUCUUCUUCCAGUUUCCAGUGGGUCGAAUUCACCGUCAAGUAAAGACAGGAGCUUCAGAUCAUGGAAGA
Messenger RNA from Brassica napus (rape), 9799 nucleotides. RefSeq names its product pre-mRNA-processing-splicing factor 8A-like. The coding region runs from base 2365 to 9399 and encodes 2344 amino acids. Gene Ontology annotation, molecular function: U1 snRNA binding; metallopeptidase activity; U5 snRNA binding. Lineage: Eukaryota; Viridiplantae; Streptophyta; Magnoliopsida; Brassicales; Brassicaceae. Gene Ontology annotation, cellular component: catalytic step 2 spliceosome; U5 snRNP. The transcript has a single exon. Gene Ontology annotation, biological process: mRNA splicing, via spliceosome; spliceosomal tri-snRNP complex assembly. The record is from RefSeq and is a predicted model, not a curated record.